CGCUGGCGGGUUGGUUUAUCGCCUCAGCGCCGCCCGCGCGCCGCGCCCGGGCAUCCCCGCAGACCCCGGCAGGCCUGGGGCCUGUGCCGUCCCUGCUCCUGGGCCCCUCCAGUGUGUCCCGCGCCUGCGCCUUUCCCUUCCCGCGCCGUCCUCGUUCUGGGCUUCGGGGCUCCUGGGACAACUCGCAGGCUUCGCCGCCGAGACCCACGGGCCUUCGUCCGUUGUUGUUGGGGUUCAGCUGGUUUUGGGAUCCCGCUUGCGGCUUGUCUGUGUGCAGACAGGCCGGGUGCGACCCUCGUGCUUGCCUUUCCCGUGCUCCGGUAGAGGCUGCGGCUACCGCCCCAUCGUCCGGGUCCCUUGCCUGGGGCGGGGACAGCGUUGUUCGGUGGCCCCGAGGGCGCAGCGCGGAGGAGCAGGGGCCACAGGCAGCGGACCCCGGGCCUGCUGCGGGUGCUGCUUCUGCUGUGGCCGGCGCCCGAGGCCGACGGAAUGUCCUUUCUUCUUGAGACGUGGUUAAUUGCAUCAGGUUGGAUGUGAAUAAUCCGGUACCUGUCUGAGGACGUUUUGCAUUUCCAGGAAUUUGUGUUCUUGGGGAAGAUCCUGACGAAGCCAUUUUCCAGUGGCACCUCUUCCACCAUGAGUUCCUGAGGCAGUCUGAUGGGGCUGCUUUAUUCCAGAACAAUCACAACCAAGAGCAGUGAUGACCUUUUAGCUGGAAUAGCCGGAGGGGUAACGGUGACUAAUGGUGUUAAAGGAAAGAAAAGCACCUGCCCAUCUGCAGCACCUUCAGCAUCUGCCCCUGCCAUGACCACCGUGGAGAACAAAUCCAAGAUUAGCACAGGCACAGCUUCUUCAACCAAGCGGAGCACUUCUACAGGUAAUAAAGAAUCCAGUUCUACUAGAGAAAGAUUACGUGAACGUACCCGAUUAAACCAGAGCAAAAAACUACCUUCUGCAGGUCAGGGAGCUAAUGACGUGGCAUUGGCCAAACGUUCCCGCAGUCGAACUGCUACAGAAUGUGACGUUCGUAUGAGCAAGUCUAAGUCAGACAAUCAGAUCACUGACAGAGCUGCUUUGGAGGCCAAAGUGAAGGAUCUUCUCACACUGGCAAAAACCAAAGAUGUAGAAAUUUUACAUUUGAGAAAUGAACUGCGAGACAUGCGUGCCCAGCUGGGCAUUAAUGAGGAUCAUUCUGAGGGUGAUGAAAAAUCUGAGAAGGAAAUUAUUAUGGCUCACCAGCCAACUGAUGUGGAGUCCACUUUAUUGCAGUUGCAGGAACAGAAUACUGCCAUCCGUGAAGAACUCAACCAGCUGAAAAAUGAAAACAGAAUGUUAAAGGACAGGUUGAAUGCAUUGGGCUUUUCCCUAGAGCAGAGGUUAGACAAUUCUGAAAAACUGUUUGGCUAUCAGUCCCUGAGCCCAGAAAUCACCCCUGGUAACCAGAGUGAUGGAGGAGGAACUCUGACUUCUUCAGUGGAAGGCUCUGCCCCUGGCUCAGUGGAGGAUCUCUUGAGUCAGGAUGAAAAUACGCUAAUGGACCAUCAGCACAGUAACUCCAUGGACAAUUUAGACAGUGAGUGCAGUGAGGUCUACCAGCCCCUCACAUCGAGCGAUGAUGCGCUGGAUGCACCAUCCUCCUCAGAGUCGGAAGGCAUCCCCAGCAUAGAGCGCUCCCGGAAGGGGAGCAGCGGGAACGCCAGUGAAGUGUCCGUGGCUUGCCUGACUGAACGGAUACACCAGAUGGAAGAGAACCAACACAGUACAAGUGAGGAACUCCAGGCAACCCUGCAAGAGCUAGCUGAUUUACAGCAGAUUACCCAGGAACUGAAUAGUGAAAAUGAAAGGCUUGGAGAAGAGAAGGUUAUUCUGAUGGAGUCUUUAUGUCAGCAGAGUGAUAAGUUGGAACACUUUAGUCGACAGAUUGAAUACUUCCGCUCUCUUCUAGAUGAGCAUCACAUUUCUUAUGUCAUAGAUGAAGAUGUAAAAAGUGGGCGCUAUAUGGAAUUAGAACAACGUUACAUGGACCUCGCUGAGAAUGCCCGUUUUGAACGGGAGCAGCUUCUUGGUGUCCAGCAGCAUUUAAGCAAUACUUUGAAAAUGGCAGAACAAGACAAUAAGGAAGCUCAAGAAAUGAUAGGGGCACUCAAAGAACGCAGUCACCAUAUGGAGCGAAUUAUUGAGUCUGAGCAGAAAGGGAAAGCAGCCUUGGCAGCCACGUUAGAGGAGUACAAAGCCACAGUGGCCAGUGACCAGAUAGAGAUGAAUCGCCUGAAGGCCCAGCUGGAGAAUGAAAAGCAGAAAGUGGCAGAGCUGUAUUCUAUCCAUAACUCUGGAGACAAAUCUGAUAUUCAGGACCUCCUGGAGAGUGUCAGGCUGGACAAAGAAAAAGCAGAGACUUUGGCUAGUAGCUUGCAGGAAGAUCUGGCUCAUACCCGAAAUGAUGCCAAUCGAUUACAGGAUGCCAUUGCUAAGGUAGAGGAUGAAUACCGAGCCUUCCAAGAAGAAGCUAAGAAACAAAUUGAAGAUUUGAAUAUGACGUUAGAAAAAUUAAGAUCAGACCUGGAUGAAAAAGAAACAGAAAGGAGUGACAUGAAAGAAACCAUCUUUGAACUUGAAGAUGAAGUAGAACAACAUCGUGCUGUGAAACUUCAUGACAACCUCAUUAUUUCUGAUCUAGAGAAUACAGUUAAAAAACUCCAGGACCAAAAGCAUGACAUGGAAAGAGAAAUAAAGACACUCCACAGAAGACUUCGGGAAGAAUCUGCGGAAUGGCGGCAGUUUCAGGCUGAUCUCCAGACUGCAGUAGUCAUUGCAAAUGACAUUAAAUCUGAAGCCCAAGAGGAGAUUGGUGAUCUAAAGCGCCGGUUACAUGAGGCUCAAGAAAAAAAUGAGAAACUCACAAAAGAAUUGGAGGAAAUAAAGUCACGCAAGCAAGAAGAGGAGCGAGGCCGGGUAUACAAUUACAUGAAUGCCGUUGAGAGAGAUUUGGCAGCCUUAAGGCAGGGAAUGGGACUGAGUAGAAGGUCCUCGACUUCCUCAGAGCCAACUCCUACAGUAAAAACCCUCAUCAAGUCCUUUGACAGUGCAUCUCAAGUACCAAACCCUGCUGCAGCUGCAAUUCCUCGAACACCCCUGAGCCCAAGUCCUAUGAAAACCCCUCCUGCAGCAGCUGUGUCCCCUAUGCAGAGACAUUCCAUAAGUGGACCAAUCUCAACAUCCAAACCCCUGACAGCCCUGUCAGAUAAGAGACCAAACUAUGGGGAAAUCCCUGUUCAAGAGCAUCUGUUAAGAACAUCUUCAACCAGCCGGCCUGCUUCCCUCCCGAGAGUGCCUGCGAUGGAAAGUGCCAAGACCCUCUCAGUGUCUCGACGAAGUAGUGAAGAAAUGAAACGGGACAUUUCUGCACAGGAGGGAGCGUCGCCAGCCUCUCUGAUGGCUAUGGGAACCACGUCUCCACAGCUUUCCCUGUCCUCUUCUCCAACGGCAUCUGUGACUCCCACCACCCGAAGCCGAAUAAGAGAAGAAAGGAAAGACCCUCUCUCAGCAUUGGCCAGAGAAUAUGGAGGAUCAAAGAGGAACGCCUUGCUGAAGUGGUGUCAGAAGAAAACAGAAGGCUAUCAGAAUAUUGACAUUACAAACUUCAGCAGCAGCUGGAACGAUGGGCUGGCCUUCUGUGCCCUCCUGCAUACAUAUCUCCCUGCCCACAUUCCAUAUCAAGAACUGAACAGCCAGGAUAAGAGAAGGAACUUCAUGCUGGCUUUCCAGGCAGCUGAAAGUGUCGGCAUCAAAUCCACACUGGACAUUAAUGAAAUGGUACGGACUGAACGACCCGAUUGGCAGAACGUGAUGCUGUAUGUGACGGCGAUCUACAAGUACUUUGAGACCUGAGCAUGCCAGGAGGAGCCGCCCCAAUAGCGGGGGUACCCCUCCACAGCGACCGAGCGACGCCAACGCCAUUAGCUACGCACCCCUGUAAAGCUUCCAGCAACUCUGGGCUGCCCCACAGCGUGUGAGCCUCCAGCUCGGGGCUUCCGUAUUGGCAGAACUCAGCUGUGUGGCCCACAGCUCCCACCAGGGCCCCUCCCACGUGACCCAUCCAUUCAGGUCGUGUGGGCUCAGCACACAUCCUGCAGGCCGGUGGCUGCUGGAGUUUUCCUUCUGAAGAGAAUAUUGAACUACACUAGUGCUCCAGGGCACCAAACAUAAAGGGCUCAUGCACAGCUGAAUUUGGGAAAAGGGAUUCAGUUCUGUGGGAAACUCACUGGGGUUGAUGCAGGCUCGGCUGCGGCACUUCUUGACUAUUGGCUGGGGUGGGUUCCGGUGCUGGUGAGAACCCAGAAGGAGAGUCAGCGCCUGGCAGUUCCCAGUGCCCUGGGCCCUUCACCGUCCUAGUUUGGAGGAGCAUGUCACCACAGACGUGAGUCAGCUGCCCCACACCUGACGGGGCUGUCCCGGCCGACACAAUCCAGGCGUGUUCAGCCUGAGCUGGGAGAGUAUCUAGAGGGCGUGGUACGGGCACGCCAGGGCUGGGGUGCUGCUGCUGCGCUCACGUGGCUGGGCUUUCUGGCGGGAAGCAGUUGCAGGGGCCCCUUGCCUGGAUUCUGCAACCUGUCUUCCAGCCUGGAAGGGGUUUGGAGUCCCAGCUCUGGCUUUAGAUUUCUUCAUCGUAAGGCGUUUUUCUAGUUAGGAUUUUUGUUUUGUUAUAAGCAAUGCUGGAAAAAGUUGCUCCUGUUCUGUUAGUACCAAAGUUACAUUGUUUCAAUAAUCAUAGAAAUCUAAACAAGAUCUGUACAUUAGCAUGGUGAGAGCAAGGAAUGAAGCAGGAAAUAGGAGAAAAGUAAACAACUUUAGGGAGCCCAGGCAGUGUCAUUUAAACUCACUGAGUCACUAAGACAUAAUUCUCCUAGGCCAGAGUUUAAGAAAGUGCCUUAACUCUUCUUGUGAGGGCAGCCACUUGCCCUCCAUGGCCAAGGCGGGACCUCUAAGACUCAGUGGUUGAGUUGUGUCCUACCACCGUGCCCGCCCUCCCCAGGUGCCGGGUCCAUGCCCCCCGUGCCCGCCCUCCCCAGGUGCCGGGUCCAUGCCCCCCGUGCCCGCCCUCCCCAGGUGCCGGGUCCAUGCCCCCCGUGCCCGCCCUCCCCAGGUGCCGGGUCCAUGCCCCCCGUGCCCGCCCUCCCCAGGUGCCGGGUCCAUGCCCCCCGUGCCCGCCCUCCCCAGGUGCCGGGUCCAUGCCCCCCUUGCCCGCCCUCCCCAGGUGCCGGGUCCAUGCCCCCCGUGCCCGCCCUCCCCAGGUGCCGGGUCCAUGCCCCCUGUGCCCGCCCUCCGCAGGUGCCGGGUCCAUGCCCCCCGUGCCCGCCCUCCCCAGGUGCCGGGUCCAUGCCCCCCGUGCCCGCCCUCCCCAGGUGCUGGGUCAAUGCUGUUUGAACCAAAGCCUUAUUUAAAGGUGGUCACUGGAGAUGCUGUCAGGCUAGAACUCAACAGCUGUUUUUGGGAAUAGGGAUCUCCCGUGUGCCUAACGCAGUAGCUAUUGGUUUGAACAAUGUCCAGACAAGACCUGUAGCUUUGAGAAUACAACUGUGUUUGGCACCUGCAUAGCACCAUGAGGAAGACCAGCCACUAGUGGAAGCGGGGUCACUGCCCCACAGACUGGAUGCCCCACAGACUGGCUCCCAGGAGGCCCAGCCAGCCCGAUUGUGGGCUGAGGGGUCUGCAUUCAAGCACGAUGUUCUAGAGUAGGAGUUUAACGUGUCUGCGUAGCCUAGAAUGUGGUUAUUAGGAAAGGGGCUGUGCAUGUGGGUGCGGCUGGCGGUACACCUGGUCACCAGAUGGCCAGGAGCUGCCCAUCAGCCCUGCUGCCGCCGGCUGGAUGCCCUUUGGUGAAAUGCCCAUUUUCAGCUAAGAAAGGAGAGGCCAGGCAAGCAAAGUCAUGCCACAAAGCAUACCAGAGACCCCCGCAGAUGCCUGGCCCAGUCCCGCCCCCCGUCUGAGUUGUGUUCUUGUUGCUGUUCCUCUGUUGAUGGCCAGCUCUGCUGUUGGCAUGAGCCACUGAUGUUCAUGUGAGAAUUAUUGUUUUUAAGUGUCUCUCCACUUAGGUGUCCUCAGUUCCCACUUUAGCUCUCAUUUGCCUUCACAGAGGCCAGUCCACCUGUCCGGAUCCAGCUGUCUGGUCAUGGUUUGGUAUAUUUAUUUUGUCUUUCAGGGGCUGUUUUGCCCUAAGAAUGAGGUGACUUUCCUGGGUCUGCAGUUCCCAACUUUAUCUCUUGCUGGCCAUGCGAGCCUAGCCCUGGUGCCUCAUGGGAUGGGGGGGUAGGGGUCCCCAGGAUCUUCUGGAGGAAGGUGGCCAUGGAUGGAUGGGCUAUAUCUGUGUUUUCCCUCUGGUAGUCUCAUGGGUCCAGCAUCAGGCCUGGGGUCAGCAACAGGGAAAGAGGGAGGGCGCGGAGAGAGCCUGGCCCCGCCUAUCUAGAGGCUUGCCUCGGGCCCCUCCUUGGGGAAGGUUUGCGUGCAGAGCUGCAGGGGAGAGGGUUCCAGAAGCGUUGCCUUUUGCCUCAUCUAAUAGGAUCCUUAGGACACUGUGGGCUUUAGGAAUGACUAUAGAUGCUCACACGUGUUUAAAGUGACAUUUAGAGAUGCUCUCAGUCCUGUGGCACCUGGCACGAAGUCUCCAGGAAGCCACUUUGCCUCUUCUCCCUUCAAGCACAAGCUUUACUGCAAAAGGGCCAGUCGCGUUUCUAUUUCUCUUGAUCCCAGGCUUCUGCAGACUGACGAUACUUUUAAAUGUUGUUCUAGUAAAUAUUCUUGAAUGUAUUAAAAUGGCUGAAACAACAA
This is a messenger RNA of Pongo pygmaeus (Bornean orangutan), 6825 nucleotides long. RefSeq names its product sperm antigen with calponin homology and coiled-coil domains 1 like (gene SPECC1L). The record is from RefSeq and is a predicted model, not a curated record. The coding region runs from base 658 to 3888 and encodes 1076 amino acids. Gene Ontology annotation, molecular function: protein binding. The transcript is spliced from 16 exons. NCBI's taxonomy places the organism in Eukaryota, Metazoa, Chordata, Mammalia, Primates, Hominidae.